Oncorhynchus kisutch (coho salmon) is the source of this 2027-nucleotide messenger RNA. Its product is annotated as gastrula zinc finger protein XlCGF57.1-like. The transcript is spliced from 2 exons. Gene Ontology annotation, biological process: regulation of gene expression. Gene Ontology annotation, cellular component: nucleus. The coding region runs from base 360 to 1721 and encodes 453 amino acids. NCBI's taxonomy places the organism in Eukaryota, Metazoa, Chordata, Actinopteri, Salmoniformes, Salmonidae. The record is from RefSeq and is a predicted model, not a curated record.
ACUAGCCUGCAGGUUUACUCAAAACAAACCUCAACAGCCACACCAGAGCUUUGCAACAAAAAAAGUUGUUUUUAUAAGUUAGUUAGCUAACGUUACAUCGUCGGAGGGUAAUUCUUAAACGGGCACGGACCUCUCACCAGACAUGUCAGAGUAUCUGAAGAGAGAAAACCACAGGUCUGGACUUCCCACAAGACAUUUUUUGGCCUAAACCUCUUCUUGAUGCAUACACUAAACGUGUAAAAAAAGAUUAGUCCAGGUAGUUGUACCAUCCAGGUAGUUGUACCAUCCAGGUAGUUGUACCAUCCAGGUAGUUCUACCAUCCAGGUAGUUCUACCAGACUGGGAUCCUCUGCUGUGACUAUGAACACUACCAUGGACCACUUUCCUGAAUUGACACAUCACACACCGACGAAAACAGGAGCCCCCCUGUCUUCGCCGGGGCCAUCCGAUGAGGCCCUCCCCCUCUCUUCGCCGGGGCCAUCCGAUGAGGCCCUCCCCCUCUCUUCGCCGGGGCCAUCCGAUGAGGCCCUCCGUCGCUCUUGUGGCAAGAAAUGUACCAGUCGGUCUAAAAAGCAUGAGAAAAGCCCCUCAAGAGAUGGAUCUCACCCCUGUGACCAGUGUGAGAAGUGUUUUGUUACACUAAAACGUCUGGAAAAACACCAGACGAGUCACUCCAACCCUCAUGUGUGCUCUGAUUGUGGAAAGAGAUUCAGUCGGGCUGAUCACCUAAGGAGACAUAAGAGAGGCCACACUGAGAACAAACUGUACAUUUGCCCUCAUUGCGGGGAAAGCUUUGGUUACUCGGGAAAGUUAACCCGACAUGUGAGACUUCACACUGGGGAGAAGCGUCACCAGUGCUCCGAUUGCGGCAAAAUGUUUGCUGCUAAUAAAACAAUGAAAAGACACCAAGAGAUUCAUUCAACACAUCGGGUGAAGCCUCAUGUUUGCACUACCUGUGGAAAGGGCUUUGCUCGACGUGAAUACUUAAAAAGACACUGUACCAUUCACACGGGAGGGAAACCGCAUCAGUGCUCUGACUGUGGAAAGAGUUUCCGUCGGCUUGAUCAUUUAACACUGCACCAGAAAGAAGCACAUGGAGAGAUAGUUCUGAUAGUUCAUCAGAAAAAGCAUACAAGACCUUACCACUGCUCCCUAUGUGACAAGAGAUAUGCCGAAAAGGGGACUUUAAAAGUCCACCUGCGUGUACACACUGGAGAGAAGCCACACCUUUGCUCCCAGUGUGGGAAAUGUUUCUCUGGUAAACGACAACUUAAAUUACACCUCUUGGUACAUUCAGGUGAGAAGUCUUAUAAAUGUUCUCACUGUGAAAGGAGUUUCGCUAAUAGACCUAUCCUGAAAAGACACAUACGAACCCACACGGGAGAGAAACCGUACCACUGCUCAGAAUGUGGGAGGAGUUUCGCCGAUGGGGAUUCACACACAAAACAUCUGCGAACCCACACUGGAGAGAAGCCGUACCUUUGCUCUCUGUGCGGGAAACGUUUCUCCGUUAAACAACGUCUUAAAGUACACCUCUUGGUACAUUCAGGUGAGAAGCCUCAUACCUGUUCUCACUGUGAGAGGAGUUUCACUACUACAUCUAACCUGAAAAGACACCUGCAAACCCACACUGUAGAGAAACCGUCACCAGCGUAUCCACAGGAGGGUCACCAAGGACCAAGAUCCCAAGCACAAAUAGCUGCAACCGAGAACUCUAUAUAGUAGCUUCACCACAACUGUCUGUCGUGUGUCUCGGUACCAGAAGUCCGAAUGUCAGAAAAAGUAUUCUCCGUAGGCUCUAUUUCUCGUACAUUAUUUUAAGGGGUUUUAAGUAGAGAUGCGCGAUUAUAUCGGUGAACAGAUCAAAAUCGGCCGAUGUCUAGUUUAACGCAGAUGUUUAAAACCGAUGUCAAAGCUACCGUGUAUACCUAUGCAACGUAGGUACAUGGCGUAAUGACGCCACGUAAAAGUUUGCGCUACACGUGCAACACAGCAUUCCUAACCUAGCCCACAAUGUCUGCUGUGUGG